ACCUGCAAAUACACCUUGAUUCCGCAAUCCUUUGACUGUAAUCUAGAAAUUGAGAAAUGUACCAUCGAUAACUAUAGGCCUACUUUUCAGCGGCGUCAACAGGAUUUGGAAUCGCUUCUGCUCCGCUUCUUCGACUGCACGGACAAUGACAGAUCCAUCUCCCGGUGUAAUAUCUGAUUCUGACCAGAAUGCCAACAUAAUUCCACCUUCAGAGUCUCAAGGGGCAAUGCCUCAUGGCAGUUCUACUGCAGAAGGUGACGGCCCUGUCUUGGAGGUAACGACACACUCGUCUCAGGCCCAGGAGGACCUCACUUUCCCCUUAGUUACCAUUUCUGCCUUCAUUGAAACGGGCCAACAGGAGUCGUCGAUCAAAGUUCCAUUACAACGAUCCUACACCGGUCGAAAGCCCGUAAUAUCAUCCUCCCUUGCCGACACACCCUGCGCUACUCUCGGUAUUCAGGGCAUCUUGGAUGAACUGAAUGCCACACUCGGAACGUCAUACACCCUGGACAUACCGACUCUCUCUUCUGUUCUCGAAGACUGCGUCAAGAGUGACUAUGACUUUGGCACGGCAUAUAGCCGUCUCCGCGCGGUAUGGGGCAUCAAACGCCGGAACACCAUCCAAGAUGAGAUACGUACACGUGAAGCUCGGGACCAGGAGAAGCGACGAAAAGCACUUGUCGGUAACCGGAUUGUCAACCCGAAAUUGGAACCUCGACGGGUCUGGGAUCUAUACGCUAAUCGGGUGGUGCCAUGGUGGAGCAGCGACGCGUUUCUAUGGACGGUCCCGCGGUCAAGUGGUACACGGAUUGUUCUGCCGGUAUCGCAUGCGUGGAUGGACGCGGAGGAUCGCGUCGACGUCUGGACACCUAUCAAUGGGAAGGAAUGGCCCGUACCCAUCCCAAAAGAUGCCAGCCUUGACAGAAUCCGCAUCGAGAUGCUGAAUCUGGGAGUGGAGUACACGUGGUUGGAUGUCCUCUGUUUGAGACAGGAGGGUGGGCCAAGGGAGGACCUGCGCGCCAAAGAGUGGAAGAUCGAUGUGCCCACUAUCGGAUUUGUGUAUGCGAACACCAAAGUCAUGAUCUACCUGGGUGGGCUGGGGCGGCCUUUUACUUUGAAGGACGGUGACUUGGACAGUGAUCGCUGUUGGUUUAGACGCGCGUGGACACUACAGGAGAUUGGCAAGGAGAGGAUCAUUGUCGGGGAUACACCUGAUGGACCGCUGCAUGCGAAACCAAUAGACAAGGAUGGGAACUAUGAUACUGAGAUACUGACAAGAUUUCACAAGCAGCUGCGGUCCAUCAGCGCUGUCAAUCAUCUGAGUUUGCAGCUGCCAGUCUCCCCCACGAUAUUUGAGGCCCUGUCACAGAUGCAGAACCGGGUAUCCACCAAUCCUGUGGACAAAGUCGCGGGACUGGCAUUCCCUCUGGACCCCAUAACGAUACCGGCAUACCGAGAGAGCGAAUCUCUCGAAGAUGCAUGGACGGAAUUAGUGAAUGCCAUGUCUGUGCGGAAUCGGGGUCGGCUGUUCAUCUUGUAUCCUGAACCAGGAGAUACGGGCAUGAAGUGGAGACCGUCAUGGGAGCAGGUCAUGAAGAAGCCUCUGCCUGUGGGCCAGUACUACUCCACGAUGGAAGUUCAUUGGGAUAGGGAGAUGAAUGAUAAUUGGUUUGAAGGGUCCUGCAUUGAAAAGGUAUUUGUGCGAGGGUUGGCCGCGGGAAGUGCGGAAAAGGUUAAGCGACGUGGCAAGCUGAUCAUUAAAGAUGCCAAUGGCGCAGAACAUACAUUGGACAUCAUUGCACGCCACAAGUUCCCAAUACCUGAGGACAUGUACACAUUGCUUGGUAUGGAUGGAUUUGUUCUCCGACUGAUUCUGAAACGAUGUUGGGUUGUCGGGCGAAGACUAUCUGACGAAAAGUUUGAGAAAGUGUCCGUGUUCGAAAUCGCCAAUGAUAAAGAAGUACGGAGGCUGGAGCGUUUGGGUAUUAAAAGGUGUCGGAAUAUUCUUAUUUGAGGUGAGUACAUAUUUUCCGGCAGUUCUGGAUCGCCGUUUCUCAACUCGGGUAGCCAUCAGGCCUAUUCAGAAUUUACUGCACAUAUACGAUGGUACAUCCUGUCCAUUGAGAUACUCGCAAACAUAAUUAGCAUUCUCCAUCGUAUGCAUGCGUUUGCUGCACACCAAUGAAAACUCAUUUCGCUAUUCUUCCUGCUCUUGUCAACUGAUACGCAGAAAAAACAUAUUUGUGUUAUAAAUUGAGAAGGUGUAUAGAAAUUGGUGACGAUAGUAAGACGCCAGGCUUAUGGUGUUGAUCCCUACCAUCAUAACAGCGACUCUCCCCCAUCAUUUCUUGGAGCCUCCUUCAUCAUGGUCCAACGUCAACCACUGUCUAUGACCAGGUCAAUGACUCCAAGACAU
Messenger RNA from Guyanagaster necrorhizus, 2416 nucleotides. RefSeq lists its product as uncharacterized. The transcript is spliced from 3 exons. NCBI's taxonomy places the organism in Eukaryota, Fungi, Basidiomycota, Agaricomycetes, Agaricales, Physalacriaceae. The record is from RefSeq and is a predicted model, not a curated record. The coding region runs from base 146 to 2014 and encodes 622 amino acids.